Molecule: messenger RNA, 2801 nt
Organism: Gasterosteus aculeatus aculeatus (three-spined stickleback)
Lineage: Eukaryota; Metazoa; Chordata; Actinopteri; Perciformes; Gasterosteidae
Product: ran-binding protein 10-like
Molecular function (GO): protein binding
Source: RefSeq, a predicted model, not a curated record
ACGCUGCUGCUUAUCCGGGGAUGUCACACCGCUGCUAUUUUCUCCCCUCAGUCCCUCUCACUCUCAGCUUACAGCUCAAGCCCACUGACACGGGGCUUUGGAUAGAAAGAAAAGGACAAUACGAUACACAACCGGGGCGAACAUGGCAGAGCUCGCAGCGGGAAUCCUGCCGUCAGGAGAUCCUGCUUUUAACUACCAGGAGCACGAGCUGAACGAGCGGUUGAAGCACCUCUACCCGGCUGUGAACGAGGAAGAGACCCCGUUGCCCCGAUCCUGGAGCCCCAAGGAUAAAUACAGCUACAUUGGGCUGUCACAGAACAACCUGCGGGUCCAUUACAAAGGCCAUGGUAAGAACCACAAGGACGCGGCCUCUGUGCGAGCCACACACCCGAUCCCUGCUGCCUGCGGGAUCUACUACUUUGAGGUCAAGAUUGUAAGCAAAGGUCGAGACGGGUACAUGGGCAUCGGCCUGUCUGCCCAGGGAGUCAACAUGAACAGGCUGCCUGGAUGGGACAAGCACUCGUACGGCUACCACGGAGACGACGGCCACUCUUUCUGCUCCUCCGGGACCGGCCAGCCGUACGGCCCGACCUUCACCACGGGGGACGUGAUUGGCUGCUGCGUUAACCUCAUCAACAACACUUGCUUUUACACCAAAAACGGCAUCAGUUUAGGUGUAGCAUUUACAGACCUCCCUCCCAACUUGUACCCCACCGUGGGGCUGCAAACUCCGGGAGAGAUCGUAGACGCCAACUUUGGCCAGCAGCCGUUUGUCUUCGACAUCGAGGACUACAUGAGCGAAUGGCGAGCCAAGAUCCACGGCAUGAUCGCCCGCUUCCCCAUCGGAGAGCGGCUGGGCGAGUGGCAGGUUGUCCUGCAGAAUAUGGUGUCUAGCUACCUGGUGCAUCAUGGGUACUGUGCCACCGCUACAGCCUUCGCCAGAGCCACAGAGACUCUGAUACAAGAGGACCAGACGUCCAUAAAGAACAGACAAAGAAUACAGAAGCUAGUGCUGGCAGGACGGGUGGGCGAAGCCAUAGAGGCCACUCAGCAGCUUUACCCCACCCUCUUAGAACAUAACCCCAACCUACUCUUCAUGUUAAAGUGUCGUCAGUUCGUGGAGAUGGUGAACGGCACAGACAGCGAGGUCUGCUGCUUGAGCGUUCGCUCCCCCAAGUCACAGGACAGUUACCCAGGCUCCCCCGGCCUCACCCCCCGCCACGCGGCCGGCAACGCGCACCUGCACGCCGCAGGAGCCGACAGCCCAACCUGCAGCAACGGAGUGACCCCCCCCGCCAAGUCAAAGAGCCACGGCUUCACCGGCGGCGUCAAAUACGCCAGCGUGUCGUCCUCCUCCGCCUCUGCCUCCUCCUCCACCUCCUCCUCCCCGUCCUCCGUCAACUACUCAGAGUCCAACUCCUCCGACUCCACGAAGAGCCAACCACACAGCGCCAACAGCACCCAGGAAACCAGCGACAGUGAGAUGGAUGUCGAAGCAGAGCACUAUACCAAUGGCGUUGUCGAGGGCUCCUCGGCGCGAAUCAUGAACGGCACGUACAAACACGAAGAAAUCCUUCAACCUGAUGACAACAGCAUUGGCAACGGGGUCACAAAUGACAGUUGCAGUAAUGGCAGACAGCUGUGUGGAGGGAACCAGGCAGCCACAGAGAGGAUGAUCCAGUUUGGACGGGAGCUGCAGAUGCUCAAUGAACAGCUGUGCCGCGAGUACGGCAAGAACACCACGCACAAGAAGAUGUUACAGGAUGCAUUCAGCCUGCUGGCGUACUCAGACCCGUGGAACUGCCCCGUUGGCCAGCAGCUAGACCCGACCCAGAGAGAAUCCCUCUGCUCCGCACUCAACAGCGCCAUACUUGUGUCCCAAAAUCUGCCCAAGCAGCCUCCGCUGAUGUUAGCGCUCGGCCAGGCCACUGAGUGUGUUCAGCUCAUGGCCCGGGUCCGGUCCGGCUCCUGCUCCUUCGCCAGAGUAGACAACUUUUUGCACUAGCCCAGGUCCAGGUUAAUGUUAAGUGGCACCGGGAGAAGAAAUGUCCAGCAGAUAGUUGUCAUGGCGACAGAGGAAAGAGCAUGCGUGUGAUUGGUGUGUUUGGCUGUCCAUCAGACCGAACAAGUGGCAUAGCCAAAGGAGGAGAGCAGCAGAGAAGAGAGCUUCCUUUUUAAUUUAGUAUUAUCAAACAAAGAAAUGUGUGACACUAUUUAAGAUCAUUUAUUAUUAUUCUGUUUAUCUAGUCAUUUUUAUAGUUCUUUAUUUUUUUGUCAGUUUGUUACAAACAAAUUGUGAAUGCCCUUUUAUUUUCUCUUCUAUUUUUACAUGGAUGGAUUUUAAUUUUCUGCGAUCAGUAUUUUACUCACGUUGAUGUUCACCAUAUCACAGGCAUCAAUACCAUCACCAAGCUACCACGGUGACCCACAAGACUCUAGGUCAGCUUUGCAAACCCCGAGACAUAUUAACGUCAUCUUAGAUAAGUUGCAAAAGACAAAGAUUUGUUUAUCCUCCUAAAGUACUCAGUGCAUUCGUGUCUUGAAAUAAAUUCAACCGGGCCGAGCAAACAGGCUCAGCAUGAACAAAAAAACACCAUUAGUGGUGUGGAGCAGAUCAGGAGGUCCAGUCAAGCCUGAUUCCGUAUAAUAAUAAACACUGCUGCUGAUAUUAAACUAAUGAAUGGAUUUAUGUGAGAGAAAAGAAAAUCCACUUACUGCUUUUCUAUUGGUCACAGUAAAAAAAAAUCUUUGUAAGAAAACAUAAUUGAAGGGCCUCUGUAGUAACCAGGGGUUGAUGGAUG